CGAUCUUAUUCUCUGCCUCCGUUGGUGUUACAGUGACAAUGCCUUCAACCUUGCAUCGCCUACUCGUCUCCACUCUCCGCAACUCCAACGUUCUCUCUCCUCCAUUUCCGCCUCUCACCUCAACGCCCGUCCUCCUCUCACUUUGCCUCCGCUUCAUCUCCUCCUCACCAGGCCAAACCCAAGCUCAAACCUCCCAAACCCCAACUCCUCCGCCCCAAAUCCCCAAGCCCAAAACCAAAACCCCGUUGGAAAAGCAGUUUGAGACUUGGGUCCAGAAGCUCAAACCGGGGUUCAAUCCCUCCGACGUUGAGUACGCCCUUUGGUCCCAAUCCGAUCCCGACCUCGCCCUCGACAUCUUCAGAUGGACCGCUCUGCAGCGUGGCUACAAGCACAACCAUGUUACCUACUUUACCAUGAUAAAGAUCCUUAUCGUGGGCAAGCGCUACCGCCACGCCGAGACAAUCGUCGAAGAGGUACUCGCUGGCGCUUGUGAUAUUAACGUGCCUCUUUACAACUCUAUUAUUAAGUUCUGUUGCGCUCGAAGAUCUCUGUUCAAUCUCGCCUUCGAUGUUUAUAAAAAAAUGUAUAAUUCAGAGAACUGUAAACCCACGCUUGAGACUUAUUCGUUGUUGUUCAAUUCAUUGCUUAGAAGGUUCAACAAGUUGAAUGUUUGUUAUGUGUAUUUGCAUUCUGUCCGGUCGUUGGCAAGGCAAAUGAAGGCUUUGGGUGUGAUACCGGAUACGUUCGUGUUGAAUAUGAUCAUAAAGGCAUAUUCAAAGUGCCUAGAAGUUGAUGAGGCAAUUCGGGUUUUUCGUGAAAUGGGGCUGUAUGGAUGUGAGCCGAAUGCAUAUUCGUAUGGGUAUAUAGCGAAGGGAUUUUGUGAGAAGGGAAUGGUGGUUAAGGGUUACGACUUCUACAAGGAAAUGAGGGAAAAGAGUUUGGUUCCGAGUAGCAGUACGUAUAUGAUUGUGAUUUGCAGUCUUGCGUUGGAACGGAGGUUUGAGGACGCGAUUGAUGCCGUCUUUGAUAUGUUCGGCAAUUCGAUGUCUCCUGAUUUGUUGACAUACAAAACAUUGUUGGAGGGAAUGUGUCGGGAAGGGAGGGGCAACGAUGCUUUUGAACUGCUCGAUGAAAUGAGGAAGAGGGAUCCGUCGAUGAAUGAGAGGACUUACAAGGCUUUGCUGAAUGGAUUGCAUUUUCUAAGUCGAGACUAGACUAUAUAUUCAGUCUUCUAAGAAUUGAGUUCAAUACUUCAGCUGAUACUACUUCAGGAGCAAAGCAAGCAUCUAGAAACAGUUAAACCUGAUGUGAAAUAUCUAAUUCUAUCCCUGGAAAUUUCUGGAUGUCAGACUGAUAAAACGGUAACAGAAUUGCCCCGAAGAUGCGUUUGCAUUUUCUUCUGGGUGGGUGUAUUUUUUGUGACAUUCUAGAAGCUUUAAGAAAGGAGAGUAGCGUUGUUGUGUCAGUGGUUCUAACAUUAUAUUUUGUGUCGAGUUCGGUUUUGGCCAGAUUUUACUUUAUGAAACACUCAAGCAUCUGGUGAAAAUUACGAGCAAAGAAGAAAGUUUUAGCUUGACUGGGUGAAUUGGAAACAUCUGAUGUUCUGUGCUUGGAGGGUGUUAAUUUUACCCAGAACUUAAGCAUUUGUGCUUAUUUGAUGCAAAUGGAAAUGUUUACCUUUGAAUAUGGAAAUGUAUAAAUAAUAAAAAUAACUUUUCUCGA
Carya illinoinensis is the source of this 1722-nucleotide messenger RNA. Its product is annotated as pentatricopeptide repeat-containing protein At3g25210, mitochondrial. NCBI's taxonomy places the organism in Eukaryota, Viridiplantae, Streptophyta, Magnoliopsida, Fagales, Juglandaceae. Bases 39 to 1214 code for a protein of 391 amino acids. The transcript has a single exon. Gene Ontology annotation, molecular function: protein binding. The record is from RefSeq and is a predicted model, not a curated record.